AUAAAAAUGAAUGCCAAGAAUAAUAAGUUAAAUUUCAUCCGUUUAGGCAGGAUUUUAGAGUUAUCAUUAUACCCGUCUUUGGUUCGCGUGCUUAGCGAGGCACACAAGGCGGACGCUAUAAGUUAUAAUCAUAAGUUUCGCAAAAUUUUCAUGAAUAGACUAGCUGAAGAUCUAUGGUAUAAUAAUCCAUUAUAUCCAGAACGCGAAAGGACAUUGGUUUGUAGCAUGCCAUUUACUGCGGUUAGUAAUGACUUGUUACGAACACCAUCUAUAUUUUCUUGGGGUAUAUCACGAGAUCAAGCGGCUAUUAUUAUACAGUCAGCGUAUCGUGCACACAUAGUCCGGAUACAGCCUGACGUGGCGGAAAUGAGGGCUUUUUGGCGAGCAUUGACGACCAAAGGCCGCAAGUAGACGUGUUGAACUGUUGAAGUAGUUGCUUUUGUCAACUACUCCAAUCAAAAAGAAUGAAUUUAACUGUAAAUUUAUUUUUUUUUUUAGCUAUUAUGUUUUGUACACAUAACGCAUCAAUGUUCUCGAAUUUUCGAAUCAUUACCGUCGACAUGCAAAUAAAAUAUCUCCC
Messenger RNA from Rhopalosiphum padi (bird cherry-oat aphid), 580 nucleotides. RefSeq lists its product as uncharacterized. The transcript has 2 exons. The record is from RefSeq and is a predicted model, not a curated record. The coding region runs from base 7 to 411 and encodes 134 amino acids. Lineage: Eukaryota; Metazoa; Arthropoda; Insecta; Hemiptera; Aphididae.